Molecule: messenger RNA, 802 nt
Organism: Rana temporaria (common frog)
Lineage: Eukaryota; Metazoa; Chordata; Amphibia; Anura; Ranidae
Gene: ACADVL
Product: acyl-CoA dehydrogenase very long chain
Molecular function (GO): fatty-acyl-CoA binding; flavin adenine dinucleotide binding; very-long-chain fatty acyl-CoA dehydrogenase activity
Source: RefSeq, a predicted model, not a curated record
CAACUACAUUUCCCAGAAUCCCUUUCUCCGGUCACAUGACUGGGUAGUGGGCGGAGUCUGUGUCAUACUGACCUUCUGGAGCCGCUGCGACCGACAGACCGACCAUGAUCCGAAUUUCCCGAUCCGUCCUGAGGUUGCCGGCCGCCAGUGUAAGAUAUUACGCCCAAACUGCGGAGACGGUUGUGGAGAAGGAUGGAGCAUCGGCGACAGAAGCCGCGUCACAAACUGUCCGCGUGUCCCAGAAGACGCAGGUGGAGUCGCGGUCCUUUGCGGUUGGGAUGUUCAAUGGCCUCAUCCAUGCAGAGCAAGUCUUCCCCUUCCCCUCCGUGCUGAGUGAAGAGCAGUCUCAGUUCCUCGGUGAGUUGGUCGCUCCCGUCUCGCGCUUCUUCCAGGAGGUGAAUGACCCGGCGCGGAACGAUGACCUGCAGAUGGUGGAGGAGAAGACGAUGGAGGGACUGAAGGAACUCGGAGCAUUUGGCCUGCAGGUCCCGGUGGACUUGGGGGGGAUGGGACUGAAUAACACCCAGUACGCCCGUCUGGUGGAGGUUGUCGGGUUGCACGACCUCGGUGUCGGUAUCACUCUCGGCGCUCACCAGUCCAUCGGCUUCAAGGGAAUCCUCCUGUAUGGGACAGAAGAGCAGAAGAAGAAGUAUCUGCCCCGAUUGGCCUCAGGUGAAACGAUUGCAGCAUUUUGUCUGACGGAACCGUCCAGCGGAUCUGACGCGGCGUCCAUCCGAACCACGGCAAAGAAGAGCUCCUGCGGAAGCUUCUAUACCCUGACCGGGGGCAAACUCUGGAUCAG